AUGCAAUCAGAAGCUAGAUAAAAAUAAAAGUUAGUAUUUUUAGGAAAUUCAUUUGUUGGCAAAACAAGUAUUAUUGAACGAUUUGUUUAAAAUACUCAUGAUCCAAAAUCUCAACCUACUGUUGGAAUAGAUUUUAUUAGUAAAAAUAUGAUUAUUGAUGGAAAAAAUAUGCGUCUGCUUUUAUGGGACACUGCAGGAUAAGAAAGAUUUCAUUCAUUGAUUCCUGGCUAUGUCAGAGAUGCAUAAUGUGCUGUAAUUGUUUUUGAUGUAACAUGUAAAACAUUUAUUAUAUUAUUAGCUAGACAUUCUUUCGAAAGCUUGGAUAGAUGGUUUAAUGAAGUUAAAUAAACUAGGGGCAAUGAAGCUUUGAUUGUCAUUUUAGGAAAUAAAAUAGAUGCAGAAAGAAUUAUUAGUUCAUAAGAAGCUAGAGAUUAUGCCAUGAAAAAAGAUAUUCUUUAUUAUGAAGUAAGUGCUAAAACAGGUAAGGGAAUUGAAGAAGCUAUGGAAUAAAUUUGUCUAGCUUUACCAACUGAUCAUUCUUUUCUUAUAACAUAAUCAUAAGGUUAUCUCAUUUUCAAUUAUUUUUAUAGUAAACUAAUCAUAAUUUGAACAAUAAACAGUGGUUUCCAACAGAAAAUCUGUUCAUCAGGAUUAGAAUGGAUUUAAAUAGUUGUAACAACCAUAAACAACUAAAAAUAAUCAAUGUUGUGCUAAAUCUUAAUGA
Molecule: messenger RNA, 724 nt
Organism: Paramecium pentaurelia
Lineage: Eukaryota; Ciliophora; Oligohymenophorea; Peniculida; Parameciidae
Source: the annotation of a GenBank genome assembly